AUGAAGUUUGCAUAAUUAUUAUUGAGAGCUAUGAUACCUGAAUGGAUUAAAUUAUACUUAAACUAUAAGUUAUUAAAAACUUAAUUGUCUAGUUCAGUUUAUAUUAAGAAAAGAAUUAAAUUCUUAAAAACUUAAUACAAAACCAAAAAAAAAUUAUAUAAAUAAGAAAAAGAAAUAUUGCUUGAAAAUGAUCUAGUAUAAGAUAAAAUUAAAUCAGAUCUUCAAGGCUUUUGUAUUACAAUCAAAGAAGAUUUGAUUAAAAUUUAGUCCUUUAUUGCAUGGAAAUAUUAGGAUAUUCAAAAGAAGAACAUAAAAGUAUUAGAGCAAAUCAAAUUUAUGAAGAAAUAAUUAGAAUUUAUAAACUUGAAACAAUAUAUGGGUGAUGAUAGCAACUAUAAAAAGCAAAUGGAAGAGUUUAAACAAAAAUAAUAUAUUCUUAAAUAAACUAUUUAUCAAUUUUAUAUUGAAAUUUUACAAUAUAAAAGUUUUGUAACCAGCAAUCAUGAAGGACUGAUUAAAAUUUUAAAAAAAUAUAAAAAAUGGUCAAUAGCAAAAUUUAGAGAUAAGUAAUUUGAGAGCACUGUUCUUAGUGAAAUUAUGAAUGAAGUUUUAGUCCUUAAGAAAGUACCUGAUAAAUGUUCAUAAUUAUUAAAUAAAACUGAAAGAUUGUUACUCAAUAAUUUUUACACUCUCAAUCCUAAAAAAGGAAGAUAUAAUUUAAGAAAGUAUUAAUAACAAAAAACUGUUAAGGGUGAAAUAUUGUUUAAAUUUGGUCUAUUUAUUGGCUUCGCUAUAGUAUUAUUAACAUUUAUAUUUUUAUUAAGAAUUGAAGGAUAUAUUGAUCCAGAUAAUAAUUUAAAUUAGCAUAGUAUUUUUCAAAAGAUGUUUCCUUGUUUUAGAGGAUUAGCUUUAUUUAUAAUAUAUUACUGGUAUUUAGCAUUAGAUUUAUGGGGUUGGACUCAUUUUAGAAUAAAUUAUAAAAUAUAUUUAGGUUUUAAUCAUCAUUUUUCAACUGUAGUGGAAGUGUUUAAACGUGUAAGUUAUUUUUCAACAUUGUUUUUAUUGAGUUUUGUAUUUUAUAGUUUGUAGGCUGAAAAUAUAGAUCCUUUUAAAUAUUAAGAAUCAUAUACUAAAUAUAUUCCAUUAAUUUUAUGGUGUACUCUAUUAUUAUAUGUAUUUUUUCCAUUUAUGAAUAUUUUAAAUUGGCCAGGUAGAGUUUGGCUUUAUAAAAUAUUGGCAGGUGCAAUAUAUGGCCAUUUUAUAAAAUAUGAAUCUAGAUUUACAUUUUGUUUAGAUUAAUUUGUAUCAAUGGCUAUACCAUUAAGAGAUCUUGACUAUACGAUAUGUUAUUAUAAAACAAUUGUAUAUAUAAUAGAUUAAUUAGUGGCAAACUGGAGAGGUUCAUGAUAAUGAAUGUUUCUCAUCUAAUAGAUUAACAGGAGCUUUAAUAGCAAUUAUACCACUUUCAAUGAAAACGAUACAUUAUCUAACUAGAGCAAGAGAUAAAGGUAAGUUUUGGCAUACUGAUGAAAUGUGGAAUUUCUUUAAAACUAUGUUAGUUACAUGGGUAGCAACUUUAUCUUUUUUAGCUAAUUAACAUGAUAUAUUCAAAUAUAUUUGGAUACCUUUUGCUGCACUUUGUUCUAUUAUUUAAUUUUGGUGGGAUUUAAAAAAAGAUUGGUUAUUUUUUGAAGAAGGAUCUAAUAUUAGAUUUCUAAGAAAUGAUUUAGGUUAUAAUCAUCCAUAUAUCUAUUAUUUUAUUGGCAUUUCUAAUUUCUUCUUAAGAUUAACUUGGAUUUUAUCAGUCUCUCCAAAUAUGUAUCUAUAUCUCAAUUUUUCAAAUAAAGAAGUUUUUAUUUUUAUUAUUGGGUUUUUAGAAAUGACAAGAAGUAUUAUUAUUAUUCUUAUUAUUAUUUAGGAUUAAUUAAUAAUUUUAUCAAAAUUGAGAAAGAAUAUAUAACUAAUCUUAGAUCUCUUAAAACAACUAGAGAAUUUAUUUAUCCAUUUGUUAAUUUAGAUAAAAGUAAUUAUUAAAUGUAAUUAUAAUCUAAUAAUUGAAGUGUCUCUGAAAGAUUAACAUUAUCUGUUUUAAAUUUAAAUGAAUAAAAUAAAUAAGAUGAAGAUUUGAUUUAAUUAUUUAGAGCUACCAAUAAUUUAUUAGAAAAAAGUGAUCUUAAUAAAAGUGGAAAUUUAUUUUAAGAAUUUCAACCUGAUAUGGAAAUAUUAGAAAGAGCUAAAAAACAAGAAAAAUUUUAAGAAUCCUAAAUUAGGAGAAUUAAAUAAGAAAAUAAGAAUUUCAAAGCUUAGAUUAAAUGA
Messenger RNA from Paramecium sonneborni, 2316 nucleotides. NCBI's taxonomy places the organism in Eukaryota, Ciliophora, Oligohymenophorea, Peniculida, Parameciidae. The record is from the annotation of a GenBank genome assembly.